Messenger RNA from Styela clava, 7182 nucleotides. Its product is annotated as signal transducer and activator of transcription 5B-like. The record is from RefSeq and is a predicted model, not a curated record. Lineage: Eukaryota; Metazoa; Chordata; Ascidiacea; Stolidobranchia; Styelidae. Gene Ontology annotation, molecular function: DNA-binding transcription factor activity; DNA binding. Gene Ontology annotation, biological process: regulation of DNA-templated transcription; signal transduction.
GUAUUCCUAAUAAAUAUCGAUUGCUGAGAAAAGUUGCAUUGCCUGAUAAUUACUCAAACCCAUUGCUGCAUUGAGUUUAAGUGAGGUAGGUUAAUAUUGAUAUACAUUCCUAUUAUCUGGUUCUGCCACAGGACGAAAUCAAGAAGUGUGGAAGUCUCUGUGUCAACUAUUACUGAAUUCAAAUAAGCAAUCAGGCAUUAAUUACCUGGUGUGUUGUGUGAGGUUUAUCAAGGUGAAUCAUGCUUCGAAAUGGCAUGUCAAAUAUCAAGAUGGAGCCCCAGAUAAUAGAGCAUAAUCAAGCACCUUCUGGUGGUAUGUCACUGUGGGCUAAGGUGCGGGAGUUAGAGGGAGAAGCACUUCAACAAAUUCAAAGUUUAUACGGAAUCAACUUUCCAAUAGAAUUUCGACAUUAUUUUGCAGAUUUAAUUGAAAGUAGAAGAUGGGAUCAGCUGGACCCAGACAAUAUAAAUGAUGAGCCACAGGCCAGGCAUAUUUUAGGGUCAUUCCUCACCGAUAUAGAGAGACAAUGUGAGAAUUUAACAGAAGCUCGUGAUUUUUUGCAACGAUUGAGAUUCAGUGAAAUUGCUAAUCACUUCAAGACAAUAUAUGGACCUGCACCACUUGAAUUAGUGAGAACAGCGAAGAAAAUAUUGUCAAUUGAAUCUAGCCUUGUCAACCAAUCAAAUUCUUUAGGAGAUGGCGGAGUUCUAAGUCACUUGUCUCAACAAACUGAAAAAGUAAUCCAUAUCAAUCGUGAACUGGACAGACUAACCAACAUGACCAGAGAUACGGACAAUGAUUUAAGGAAGUUACAAUCAAAACAAGAAUAUUUCGUCAUCAAUUACCAAGAGAGUCGAAAAAUAAGUACCUAUCUUCAACAAGUACAACAAUUAGCCCCAAACGAUCAAGCUAGAAUGCAGGAUGAACCGAAACUUAUCAAAAAACAACAAGAAGUUGAUUCAUUGCUCAGAUUAGAAGCACAAAAACUUUUACAAUUAAGAGUGGGAAUCGCGGACAAACACAAGGAAACUUUUGGACUUCUCACUCAAUUACAAAAUCAAAUAUUAGAAGAAGAAUUAAUACAAUGGAAACGUGCACAAGCUCUCGCAUAUAACGGAGUUCAACAUGAAAAUAAUUUAGAUCAAUUGCAACAAUGGUGUGAGAGGCUGGCUGAAAUUAUCUGGCAGAAUCGACAACAAAUAAAGAAAGUUGAGUUGCAGAGACAGCAGCUUCCCAUAAAUAAUCCAGGCCGUGAUCUUCUGCCAGAACUAAAUUCAACAAUAACAUCAUUACUUUCAACACUCGUAACAAGUACAUUUAUAAUUGAAAAGCAACCUCCGCAAGUUUUGAAAACACAGACGAGAUUCGGUGCAACAAUUCGUCUUCUUGUUGGUGGAAAAUUAAAUGUUCAUAUGAAUCCACCAACAGUAAAGGCAAGCAUUAUAAGCGAGGCACAAGCAAAAGCUCUAUUGAAAAAUGAAAAUAGAAGUUUAGCAGAAAUGAGCGGCGAUAUAUUGAAUCGUGAAAGUGUUAUGGAAUAUCAUCCACAAACAGGAAUCCUCAGUGUUAAUUUCAGAAAUAUGUCCUUAAGAAGGAUCAAAAGAUCAGAUAAACGAGGAGCUGAAUCGGUAACCGAAGAGAAAUUUACAGUUCUAUUUCAAUCGCAAUUUAGUGUCGGAGGGAAUGAACUCGUAUUUCAAGUUCGAACAUUAUCUUUACCUGUCGUUGUAAUUGUACAUGGAAAUCAAGAAGCAAAUGCAGCGGCCAGUAUUUUAUGGGACAAUGCAUUCGCAGAACAGGGUCGAAUUCCAUUUCAAGUACCGGACAAAGUACCCUGGUGUAAACUUAUUGAAUCGCUCGAUCACAAAUGGAAACACGAAACUCGCAGUCCACGUGGUCUCACUAUGCAGGCUAAACAAUAUCUCGCCUACAAAGUUUUCAAACAAACAGUGAUGCCAAACUCAGAGAAACUCAUUUCAUGGGCUCAAUUCAACAGAGAACCAUUACCAAAACGUAACUUCACUUUCUGGCAAUGGUAUAACGGUGUCAUGGAGUUGACUAAAAGUAAACACCUACAAGUACAUUGGAAUGAUGGAGCCAUCAUUGGUUUCAUUGGUAAAGCUGAAUCUCAAGAAAAACUUCUUUCUAUGCCAAAUCGUACUUUCCUGCUGCGCUAUUCUGAUUCUGAAAUUGGUGGACUCACCAUUGCUUGGGUGGCAGAUGAGAACGGUGUACCAAAAGUAUGGAACCUACAGCCACAAACAUUGAGAGACUAUGGCAUCAGAUCAUUGGCUGAUCGUAUCAAUGAUCUUGGACAACUCAUGUAUUUAUGCAAAGCAGAUGACACAACAAAAAUGAAAGAUGAAGUUUUUGGACAAUAUUAUUGCAAAACGGGAGGAAGUUCUUCGGAACAACCAGAUGGAUAUGUCAGAACAGAACUUAUGCAACAUAUUCCAAGCCAACCUCCCAUAUCUCAAAUGAGCCUCUUCAGUGACACGAGUGCCCCAAGUACACCACAAAGUAACUACGAUGCCCAACUUAUGCAUAAUUCACCUCCGCCUUCAAAUGCUCAUCCUAUACCGUUUGAUGUGCAAUCUGAAGCUGGAAGCAACAGCAACUUUGCACCGAAUGAAGUCGGCUCUGGAAUGGAAUAUGACGAAAGUUUAGGAGAUCACUUUGAUUCUUCAUGCAAUAUUGACGUUAACGAACUAUUAAGUCGCCAUAUGUGAAUGUUUUCGAGUGCUUGCAGAUAGGGAUGUCCAUGUCCAAAUAGUACCGUUGUUCUAAAAUCUUGCUCCGCAAUUGAUUGUCUUUGCUCCAAAUCGGUAAUACUAAACUUUGCGUCGUAACGCACUAAAUAUCUAUCCUAAAAAAUUAAUAUAGCAUGAAAACAUGUUUGCAUAUCCCAUUGUCUUUAUCAUAAUAUAUUUUUAGGAAAUCAAGUUUUCUCUUCAAUGGCUUGCGACCUGUGUUACAGAAAGUGAAUGCUUCGUAGGUUUGAGAAGUUUGGCAUUUGAAAAUCUAUAUUUUACCAAAAUAUUAUGAUAUUUGUUAAUUUUUGAAAUAUUACCAAAUACCAGUAAUAUGAAAUAAUUGCAAAAUGGCAAAUUCAGGGAAAUACAGUAAUUUUAAAUCUUGAAUUUCUAAUUGAAUUACGUUUAAUUUCUACUUACUUUGCAACUAAAUUGGAACCAAAUUUUUUGGACAUCUCUAUACUGCUGUUGUCGGGAUUGGAUCACAAGAAUAUGAUGUCUUUAAAUUCUUUCAAUGCCAAGAGCAUCACAUAAAACUCUGAACUCUGGAUGAAAUUUUACAUCACUAACACCCUAUAUGUGAAAAAACCUCAUCUUUAUCAUAUAGCAACUAAGCUAAAAUCCAGUAAGUUUAAAUAAUACAAGUAUAAAAGUGUCGUUUCUGUGUGGAUUUCAUACACAAAAAUUAUGGAGCACUCUACAUAUCACAAAAGGAUCUUGAUUGAAGGCUGCAAUGAAUAAAAAAAAUUUUGAAUAUUUGAAUGUUAAUCAUGUAUGUUGUCUCAACUGAAACUGUAUUGUACUGAGAUAUUGCAUAAUUUCUUUGUAACUGCAUCCCAUUGCUAUAAAUUUGCGGCCACCGUGAAUGGCCUAGUAGCUAUAAUGUUAUAUAUAACUGUGAUAGCUUCGUGUGUUAAAAUCUCGGGUUCGAAUUCCAUGCACAUCACCUGACCCAGGGUGUAAUAAAUUGGGUGAGCAAUGCCGAACCGUAAAGAUUUAGGCCCUUUUACACUAUAGUGGGUGCAUUUGCAGAGCCGUGUUCAGAGCCAAAGGCGUUUAAAUAGUCAUAUACAAAUAUGAAAUCGAGAUGGAUGGAUUCUCAAGCCUUAACUGACUGAAUGCCAUGUCCUAAUGCGCUAAUUGCAGCUAUUACAAUUGUAUUUAUACCAUGUUGACUUAAGCCUAAUACCAUUUACUGAAGAUUUUUUUGCUCUUUCUGUGAAUUACAUCUUCUCAACCACCUGCUUUUGUUUGUACCUGAAUGUUAUCAUCAGCAAUGCGACUUUAAAUAUGUAUUCUCAAAGAUUGAACUUCCAUUAUUUUGCAAUUAUUGUUUAAUUUUUUUUUUUUUCUAUUUUUAUUAUAACUUGUGCCUUGAAUUAUUAUCACCAUCCAUGACAGUUUCGUUAGCAUAGAUUUUUUUCAUGGUCGUCUUUGUUAAAUAAUACACAGCAAGUUAGGCCCAAAUAUACAUCUAAAAUGUUCUGAUGAGAAUUUUUCUGAUGUGUACUAUUAUUAAUAUUAAUUAGAUUUCUUGAUAACUAAACGUAUCCACAAGCCAAUCUCAAACACCGUGAUAAUUUUUCUAUUGUAUUUUAUGAAUUUUUGCCUUAGUUUAUUCUUAUAAUUCAGUAAUGGAUGAAAUAUAAAUAUGUAUUCAUCUACCUACCUGGAAGGGCACACUACUUAAUAUACAAAAAUAUAGACAUUCUUUUUACAGGGUGUACUAAAACUUCAGAUAAGCGCUUUUGAGUUAGUAUACUGCUUAUAAUAUGAUCAUCCGAAACAAUUAACUUUUUCAGUGCCCUAUAUAUGUCUAUGUUUAUAUUUGGUAUAUUAAUUUUAAGAAAUGUUCAUAAUGAAACAUUAUUUAAGGCAGCUGUUUCCAAACUUCGCAAAAUAAUGAUUUGCUAAACAAUUCUGAUUGCGUGACAAAACAUCAGUCCAUUUAAUAAAAAAUACUAUCUCGAGAAGUUUUGGUCGUUUAUUCGCACAAAACAAGCUUAUAAUUAAAUGUGCACGAAACAUAAAACUUCCUCGUCAUUAUUUAUUUAUUCUUAACAAAGUCAAAUUUUCUUUUAAAUGCAUCUUGGUUUAUAUCACAGAAAGUAAAUUUAUGUGCCAUAAGUUUAAAAAAGUUUUUUGAGUCUUUAAUUAAACUAACGUCAAUAAGGUUAAUGGAGGUAGUCCAUAUUUUUUACCACCUUUUUUUAUAUUUAUGAUCUAAAAUAUAAUGCAAUUUUUGUUUCAAAUUGGUGGUUAUGUUCCAAAUUCAAGCAUACCUUUCAAAGUAACCUUGAAAAUAUAUUCUCGUAUGUUUUGGUUCUAUGUAGCAUUAUUAUCGUAGCAAUAAUUUCAUUACGCUAGAACAUUUUUGGAGGAAAUUUUUUGGGGAUUAUUUGUGGUGGUGCAAUAAAAUAAAAUUUGUUGGGUAGAAAGAAAAAGUAUUCGUACCCUUAGCAUUUUGAAUUUUGUCUUGCUAUUACUAUAUUAUUGUAAUCAUAAUAAUUAUGCAAAGAGCAUACAUGUAGCAAAGCAAAUAAAUGGCUGAAAAUAAUGUAUGCAAAUUUCAUGUAAGCACCCCCAUGGUACCAUUGUGCUAAUUAAUUGCUUUUUUCGUUUUUUUUUUUAAGUAUUUUUUGGAACUUCCAGAAUGUGUGAAAUUGUACAAAAUGCAUAGUCUUCCACAAACUCAUUUUAGGAUAUUAUUUCAAAAAUCAACCACUGAAAUAGUGACUUCUUCCUCACUGGUGGCUGAAGAGAGAAAAAAGAAUUUAUAAUCCAAUGUGUGAGGCCUCUGUGAUCUGCACAAAUGAAAUCAAUUUACAAUGUCUGACAUUAAUGCAGAAUUGCAGAAAAGCUCAUGAAAUUAUCCAAAUCAAAGUGCAAUAAUUAUCAGUAAUAUAAACAUAAUUCUGCCAUCGUUGUUCGUAAGUUUGAAAAGGCAUUUUCUCUCUUAUUUUAUUUUAUAUUUGUCAAUUCUUGUGGAUGGUAUAUUAGUGUACAGAAGUUUUACAACAACAUUCAAAAUAGAAUCAGACUAUUUAUGAUGAGUAAUACCUGUCUAAUUAACAAAAUAUUAAACAUUUUUUAAAUAUCUGGGAGUUGUAUAGAAAUGUGUUUAUUCCAUCAAUAUUCAUCUAUAGUGCCUUCUAGGAAAAAAUGCAUUAAUUCUUCCAUAUUUAAAAUGUUGAUUAUUUUUACUAAUCCUUAAUCGCAGAUUACUUUCUAUUUUCACAAAUACCUUCCUGAACAUGUGUAGCAGAGUAGCAUGAUCAGGACACUUUCACACUAGAAAAGACAAGGAAAAGUUGUGCCCUAUUUCUAUGUACUGUACGAACAUUGCCAUAAUAUAAAGGUGAACACAUUUGCAUACCUGUAUAUUUAUACAAAUCCAGGCAGCAUGCCCGGGCCACACAGCCGAACAAAUUGAAUUACCGUAGUAAUAUUUCCCAUGCCGAAUAUGAAUUAAUAAUCAGAUGGCAGGCCUUUGUGAUUCGUCCUAUGAAUUUUAAGCUAUUGUGCCCUUUCGUCAUUGCUCUGGUCCUUGACUUAUGCUAUAAAUACUUUAGUGAUAUAUUUCUUAUAGAAUAUGAUGCCAUUUACUGUAGUUCCAUUAAAUUUAAGCAUCAUUUUAAUGCUAGCUGGUACUCCUUAACUGAAUAAUACACUUUAAACUUAAAAAUAAUCUUUUUUUUUUUCAAAUAAUACAAUCAGGAGAUGGUACGUUCAAGUCAUCUACCACUACCGUUCACAUAACCUCAUUAAAACCCUUUUUGUGUUUAUCUAUUUUUCGCCAAUGAAAUGUGUCAUGAAUGUGAUGAAUUAUCAUUUUUUUUCUGUUCUAUAAGGACAACUGGGAUCUCUUGGAUAUAUAUUUAUAAUCUAAAAUAAAAGAAAGCAAAUUGGUUUUCACUCACUCAUUCUAGAAAUGGCUGCUUUUGCGUAGCCAUGUCUGGAGCAAAUGCGUGGAAAAUAUGUUGACUCAAUUUUCAAUAUUCCCAAAAUCAUCUUUUUCAAAUCUUCUCAUUUUCGCUAAUAAAAAAAAAAUUCCUGGACGUCCAUUGACUAUGCUGAACCAUGAUAUUAUCAUUUACUUUUUACUGAUCGAAAUGUAUCGUUUUUGUUAAAUAUUUUUGGACUUGUGCAUUACCACUACCAACUUUUUGUCGUUUUUAAUACUUUUACUCAUUUUUUUUACAUUGCCGCCAUUGAUAUUGUUUCAUACAAAAUUUAUCUUUAGUUUAUUUUAAUCAAACAUCAUUUGGUGUAUGAUUAAGCUUGAUCUAAGAUAAAUUUUGUGUGUGGAUUGUUGUACAGUAAUUAAAGAUGUAGUCAUUUGCAUCUGUUGUAAAAAUCGUAAAACUUGUUGCAUACAAUACCUUUCUCACUAUCAUUUCAACUUCCAAUGAAAAUCAUAAUUUGUCAA